UGAAAAUUAAAUAGAAAAACCCUGUGAUGUUGAGAAAAGUUAUGAAAAUUAUGUAACUGAAAUAAAUAACUGAAAAAACGUCUUUGUUAUUUAACUGUUGGUACUUUAAUUUUUUUCCCCAGUAUCUCUUAAUAUGAGCACAACACACCUUAAUGAUGCACCCCAUCCUGACGUGUCAGUGGGGAGUUUGCAGACAUUGGUCUCCAGACCCCUACACCCCCAACCAGACCCCAUUACCACUAAGAGGGUAUGUUUCUACAAGAGCGGGGACCCUCAGUUCACAGGGCACCGAAUGGUCAUCAACAGCCGCACUUUUAAAACCUUUGAUGCCCUUCUAGAUGCCCUCUCCAAGAAAGUGCCUCUUCCAUUUGGGGUAAGGACCAUCACAACACCCAGGGGAACACAUGUUGUCCACACCCUUGAUGAUGUGCAGGAUGGGGGCUCUUAUCUGUGCUCAGAUCAGAAGAAAGUCAAGCCUUUUAACUUGCAUAAGGUUCAUAAGAGACAGGUCCCUUGGAACACAACUAGACCUGCCAGUGCAGAACGACAAGCACGCAGAGAACUGGUCCGGCAGCUAUCAAAGAGAAAUGAAGUGACCACACGGGCAGGAAAAAUGGCCGAAAACACACGUUUGUGCAUGGUACGAACACCAAAAAGAGUGACAGUGUACAAAAACAGGGAUCCGAGUAUGAAGCGAGUAAUUGUUCUCCAUAGGAGAACAGCCCCAAAUUUUGAAGCUCUUUUGGAUUAUCUUUCUCAGGUGAUGCAGUUCCCAGUUGUGAAGCUUUACACAGAAGAUGGCAGAAGAGUUGAAGGGCUUCCUGCCCUCAUCUUGUGCUCUGGGAUUGUUGUGGCGGCUGGUAACGAACCCUUCAGAAAAGGAAACUACAAUCUCCAAGCUCCCACUAAAGUCCAUUCAAGGAUUUCUGAAUCUUUGUAUCCGACACAAACUGAGACACUAUUACAAGAAAAAAAGUUUCCAGCUGGGACUAUUUCAAGAUCAAGGAAUUUCUCUUUAUCUUCUGAGAGGUUCAUUGUAGAGCAGAUCAAUAAGUCACUAAAUGGAAAUCUGACAGAGCACAAUAGAACAAUGAAUGAAUCAAUGGAAACUGAAGGCAGUCAGCCAAUGGGAUCAGACGAGAUGGAAACUUGUGACUAUAUGAAUGGUGUGGAGCAGAGGAAUUACUCCAUUAUGCCUACCGAAGAUGACAUUGAAAAAUCAUUCCAGGUCAAUGAAGAUGGCAGCAUGACAGUGGAGAUGAAGGUGCAUCUUACUAUAAAACAAGAGGAAAUGAUCCACUGGACAACUACACUGAACCGCAUUUCCGUUAAUAACCAGCAGAGUGCAGUGUGCAAUUACAAGCCACAGUCGGGUGCAAACUCAUUAGAUGUAACCAAUGACUCAGGUAAAGGGUCGAAUGGACUUCACAGCCUAGAUUCUAAAGAAAUCAAUACACUUGUUAACAAAUCUGUAGGAUUCAUCAAAGAAGAAAGGGAAUAUUAUGGCAGUGAUGCAUCAUCUGAAAAGCCCAAGUCCAAAUAUAGAAGGCCACCCACUCCAGGUUCCAGACAACGAAGAAAAGAGGCCUCAGUCGAAACCAUCAAAACUGUUUCAGGGACUGAAGUUCAGGAGAGUACAGUAGGUGCGUACUCAUACAUGGAGCGAACUGCACAGGGAGAGCUGACGGAGGGUUACUGUGUGGUCAGUUGCAGCAGUAGCAGCAGCACAAGAACUGUGUCAAAACCUUGUAGGAGUGAAUCAGGAGAGGUUAGGCAGAAAAAGUCUGACUCCUCCUUUAGAUCCUCAGGUGUUGCACAGAUUCCCCAGCUACAAAACAAUGGGACGAUGGAAAUAACAGAGACUGUGAUGCACAAAUAUGAAUCACAGGGUAUGUGUGACAAAUACAAUGCAAAUACACAGGUGUAUGUGGACAACAAGCCUGGAUAUCACACAAAAGGCUCAAUAGACUCAGAACCCCGUUCGUCAAGUAAUGAUUGUGAUGUAGAUUUUAGUAGGCAGUCCACAAGUUCCAACUCCCAGGAUGGUGGAAAAACUAAUAUGCUGUCAUUGUCAUCUGCCUGUUCAACACCUCCAAAAAAAAUAAACAACAAUCCAUCCAUCCUCACUGAUGAUGAAAAACAAACUUUGGUUGAGUACACGUCAGAAAUGAUUGAAAAGGAAAUUAUGCAUCCAGCAGCAUCGAUGGAACAAGUCUCUGAUGAUAAAAGCAUUGUUAGUAAUGAAAUCAAUACACCAAAGUCCAAAAAAUCAAAGAAAAGUACUUCUUCUGAAUCAUCUGGAUUUGGGAAAAAAAUAAGGGGCAGUGCUCCAGGGUCUUCAAAAGUCCUCCAAAUGACUUCAGACACACCAAGCAACACAGGAUCAGAGAAAAGGACUAGCUCAGCAGAAAGUGACAGACCUGAACACAUAGUUGUAAGAGACAAAAAUAAGAAGACAAAAACAUUUGAAAGUUCUCCAAAAAUUAGAAACUUGAAUCUCAAUACUGGGAAUCAAAGUCGGUCAGAUAAAGAUCUCAGGUUAAAAGAUAAAACCAUCAACAACAUUUCCUACAAAGUAAACACAAAGGACCAUGACUCUCAGCAGCCUAAAUUAAAGAAGAAGACUUUAGACAUUCAAUUGCCAGCCCAUCCAGCGUCCCCAAUAAAGAGGCUACCGAAACAAAAGUCAAUGAAUGGUGUCAGAUCAAAAUCCUCUAAAGAAAAACAGGAGUUGAGUGAAAAUGUGUCAUUGCCUGUGCUACAAUUGUCUUUGACCGGUGUAAAUCAAUAUGUUGAAAGCUGGCUAAAUAAAAUUGAACCAGAAUCUGUGCCCUAUGAUGAUGAAACAAACCAUCCAGAGAUUGUACCAAGAGCAGUAUUCCAGAUAGGUAGUGACUCCACUGAUGGCUCUAAUAUUAAAAGUGACCCUGAAAAAGAUAGCGUAGAUGUUGAAGGCCCUUCUUUAGAAGAUAAUUCUGACGAGAGGCCACCUGUACAAAUAAGUUGUGAGGGAGAUCCAACUGAGCUACAGAGGCCGAUAGGAUUUUAUAAAUCGAUGCCAAUUUUGAGGGUACAUUCUGAACAGGAGAGUCUUGUAAGAAUGCACAAGUCAUCUGAGAACUUGGUUCCACCUGACCCUUCUGAGACAUCACAAAGAACAGAGGUCAGAGUUAGGUCAGGCAUGAAGCCAGUUUUGCAACAGUUGUGUUUGUCUGUUCAGUCCAUCAAGCAGGCAUUGAGUCAGGCCCGCUUAACACCUUUGGAAAGGGAAAAGUCUAGUAGUCUCCCGGAUUUUUCCUCUCAGGUGGCCUCUGCCUUUGGUUCUCCCUCUAGAGCUCUUCUGUCUUUCUUGUCACUGAUGACUCUGAGAGAUGGACUUUCAGUCCUCUACAAAGAUGAAUCACAAGCCAGCAACUCUAAUGUCUGUCCAGAAGCCCUGCAGGUAAUGCAGUCCUUGGAAAAAAUAUCCAAUAUUAAAGAUGAAGAUGAGCUAAAGGCCAGCUUGACCAGUCUUCAAAGUUCAACUUCAUCCAAAUUAAAACAAAGCUGGAGAGAUUUCCAAGAGCAAAAUGUCCUUGAAGAUAGUCCGCCGCUGUCCUCAAGAUUCUCAGAGCAGGAGUUUGCUGUAGAAGUGGACUUAGAAGAAGAAACGGAAAAUCAGGACAAACAGCAAAGUUUGUGUAUAGAACAGUUACUGGAUGAACUGAACAUGCCUAAAGAGCUUCACAGAGAGAUUUCCUCUCUCGUUGAAGGAGAACUAAAGUAUUUUAAUCAAGCAGACUUAAUCAAACAUGAUGAUGCCAUCAGUGAAAUCUUGGGUAAAGAAAUGGAAGAUGAAGAUGGCUCCUUAAGUGGUAGUUUAAAAAAAGCUGCUGACAUGGAAGAGGAAAAUGAGAAUAUUGAGAAUGAUGACAUAACCAAUGAUCCAAUGGAACCAGAAUCUCAGGAACUGUGUUUAAUUCAAGCUCAUUCCCCUCACUCAGAAACUAUAGAAGAGGACCGGGGUAAUGAAGAUUCUGGUAUAGCAGUGCCCAUUCAGUCACCUGAGUUUAAUGGUAGAAAUUCAAGUAAAGCAGAUAUUUUAGAAACAUCUGAAAACAACCAGAUGAAUGCAGAGAACAUGCAAGAAUGGGUAAUGUAUGAAGACUCAGAAUCUGAAAACAACGUUGGUGAAGGAAAUCGUUCUCCAAUAUCUGAACAAAAGAGGACAGAUGUAGCUGUAGAAGAAGUUUCUGAGCUCUCUGAUCACCAAGACAAUAUGUCUGAAAGUGAGGACAAUGUAACGCCAGAGAUUAUAGAACAACGAAACACUGAUGUUGAGGAGGAGGACACCAUUCAGAACAUCAGGGUAACUAGAGAACAAUCAGAUGCUUCAGAAACCGACGACAUAAAUGCCGAACGCUCAUGUUCAGCAUUAGAAACUGAGAGCAUGCCGUUUUCAGACAGAGAGGCAACUGAGCUAAAUGAGGAAAAUCAGUACAGUACAAUUGAGGACUGCAUCAGAGAGGAAGCUGAUCUUGAUUUUGAGGAAAUGAUUAGUGAUGGAGGACUUGAACAAGAAAACAAGUCCAUCUUAUCAGAACGUAUGUCCAUUCACUCAGAGCCCUCAGAGACAUCAUCGCCUCAUUAUGAUACAGAGGAUGAAUGUAGAGAGCAAACAUUAGAAUCAUCCAGCCAAGAAGAUGCUCAGGUGAUGUCUCCAGAUGUCAAAGAUGCAGAUCAACAAGAAGAUGUGCCAGAGGUCUCAGAAGGUGAGGAUCCUGAUCCAAACUCCAACAGCAGCCCUCAAUAUGUUAGUAAUGAUGAAAAUGGUAUGACUCCUGAUGCUGAAUACAAGAAAACGCACCAAAUUGAAAAUGGGCUUGUGAAAGAACUUGACAUUAAUGAGGUGGACCAUGAGAGCUAUGAAGUUUAUAGAGCAGAUCAAGAUGCUGAACCAGACUUCUGUAAAAUCUCUGAUCCUGAGGCUGUGGAUGAGCAUGGGACAGAAACGAAGCCAAACACAAGUGAUUCCGAACACUGCAAAGUUCAGACAUUAGAGGAAGAUAGUCUCACUAAAAAGAACAGUUCUGCUGAAGAAUUUGAUGUAGAAGAGGAAGACUAUGUAGGUUUGUUUGAUUCUCAAAAUAGCGUGGAUGGUGUUAGACACUCGUGUACUGAUACUAAAGAUUCUGUGGAAGGGGAGUCAUGCAGCAGUAUGCAGAGUACAAGUGAGCACCAGUUUGAGAAACCUUUGGGUAUGAAACAUGGCUAUCAUUAUUUACUACAUCCAACUGAGAUCUCACAAGAGCUGUUAGACUUAAUUAAUUCGGCUUUGUUGUCCUCUACCUUGACUGUCACAUGUGAUUCAAAUGGCAACCUCAGAUUAGAGCCAGACAAAUGUAAAAUGAGGGAGAUGUUUAUGGCUUGCCAAAGGACAGAUGAUCAGUACGGUCAAAAAUGUCUCCCGAGCCCGAAUACAUCAGAUCUGUCUGAUUACAGGCCUGAGACAUCCGACAAUGGUGGGUACCAGUCGCAGGAGCUUUUUACGGAGAGCGAAGAAGAGGAGGCGGAGAGGUUACGUAUUUUUCGAGAAAUCAUAAAACAAAGUUCAGAGAAGCCAAAAAGAAUAAACCAUGUAAAAGAGAACGGCUUGAUGAAAUCGUCUACAUGGAUGACAACAAAACCUACUCCCAGUCCAAGUUUAAAAAGCAGCAGUCUUGCUUCUUUUCAGGAGACUACAAGUGCAAUCCAAGAGACACUGUCCCACAGUAGAUCACCAAGCGAUAAAAGUUCACUUGACGGAGACUCUGAGUCGGUACAGAGCAUGGCUUUAAAAGUGGUCUUUGGAGAGGGAGUGCUGAUUGAUAAAGGCAGGUGGCUUCUCAAGGAAAACCACCUUAUCCGUAACUCUCCUCCUGCAGCUAUGGGAAUGUAUGGAAAUGCAGAUACCACAUCAGCUGACACGGCUCAGGACAACAGGAGUGAGUAUUCAGCCGACCCAUAUUGUGAGAACCAAGCCUUGCCUCUGGCUGUAAUAUCCUCUUCUGAACUGGAGGACAUGGCUAAACCCCCUACACCAAAAUGUAUGUACUUCAAUAUGUCACAUAGCAGUGACUCUGAUCCUCUCUUGGAUGCUCAAAGUGUCAGUAAUGUCAGCAAUGGAGGGAACGCUAGGAGAAACAAGGAACUUAAGGUAUCUCCAAUGGGUGAGUCUUCUAAAAUGUGGGCAAAGAAAAAUGGAAGUAUGUCUUCAUUCGCAUCUGUUGAAUUCAAACUGCCUGAUGGGAAAGUUCAUCCUCAGGAGGGGUUGCGAUCUAACAGAUCUCAGAGUCAAGACAGUUGGAGAGUACAAGAGGAGGAGUCGAGGGAGGGUCUAAAUCUCAGGUGUGGGCAACACUGCCCAAUACUAUAGUUCAAAAGGGAAAAUGAACCAGCUACAAGCGCUUCUAUUUAAGUUAUUGUAAGAUUUAAUUUAUUUGCAGUAGCUUAUUUGCUUAAACUGUUUGAACCACACACUGUAAAUGCAUACAGUCUUUAACUGCAGUGAAAACACUCUAAUUUCCUCACUUUGGUGCCUGCUGGUCUUUAAGCUUUCGGUUAUAAACAGUUUAGGGUUAUUUUCAACAUUUCAUUUCACAAAGGCUAUAUUGCACAAAUCAUCUGAUUUACUUGAACUUAUUGAACUUCCUAAGUGGUAUUUCUCAUAGAGAAAAAAAAUGAACUUAAUUGUUUCACUUGUUUCCUAAUGUAAUCUCUUAUUUGAAUGUUGAAUAAUUUACCCUCAGCCCUAAAAUAUGCUUGUCCCCGCCCAACACCACCAGAGAUGUAUAGAGUCUCUGAAAUACUAAGAUAAAUAAAGAGUUAUCAUUCAUAACAUUUCAUGAAAACAGCACUGCGAAGAAGUGGUCUGCUGAGUGAUUUCUAAAGAUGUGUUGCCUCACACUUUGAACCACAUUUCAAAAUGGCUUUGUAUGGAAGCCCUCAAAUAAGUAAUGUAUACUGUUAAAUAAACCAAAGUCAUUUGGUUAGAAUAAGAGAGGAGUGACCAAUGCUCUGUUGUCUGAUAUUUCUGUGCCAACAAAUGUCAUUGUUAGUCCAGAAAAUUCAUAUUUUUCUUAGGUCAUAUGAAACACUGA
Molecule: messenger RNA, 7118 nt
Organism: Cyprinus carpio (common carp)
Lineage: Eukaryota; Metazoa; Chordata; Actinopteri; Cypriniformes; Cyprinidae
Biological process (GO): intracellular signal transduction; axoneme assembly; photoreceptor cell development
Cellular component (GO): axoneme
Source: RefSeq, a predicted model, not a curated record